This is a messenger RNA of Neltuma alba, 786 nucleotides long. Its product is annotated as stress-response A/B barrel domain-containing protein HS1. The transcript is spliced from 2 exons. NCBI's taxonomy places the organism in Eukaryota, Viridiplantae, Streptophyta, Magnoliopsida, Fabales, Fabaceae. The coding region runs from base 140 to 469 and encodes 109 amino acids. Gene Ontology annotation, biological process: pollen tube adhesion. The record is from RefSeq and is a predicted model, not a curated record.
CCCUCCCCUCCCUUCUCUCCAAAAACCUUCCAGCCAAAUAAUGCCUUAACAAAGAGUCCGUGCUGUGACGAAGGAGCUAUUGACUCUCUGAGUGAGUGUAGAAGAGAGGGAGGAAGCGAAGAUCGCUAAAAAGGCAGAAAUGGAGGAAGCAAAAGGGGUAGUCAAACACGUGGUGCUCGCCAAGUUCAAAGACGAUGUUUCCCCUCAGAAGAUUGAGGAGCUCAUCAAAGGCUAUGCCAAUCUUGUCAAGAUCGUUCCACCGAUGAAGUCCUUCCAUUGGGGCAAAGAUGUGAGUGCUGAAAAUAUGCAUCAAGGCUUUACUCACGUAUUUGAAUCAACGUUUGAGAGUACGGAAGGAGUAGCAGAGUACGUGGCUCAUCCUGCACAUGUUGAAUUUGCAAACUUGUUCCUUUCCCACUUGGACAAAGUGAUUUGCGUUGACUAUAAGCCUACCAUUGUUCACCUGUGAUUUGAUGCUUUCUUGGGACUGUGUAAAACAUGAAUAAGGUUUUCUCCGUGAAAACCAUUUUGGUAUACUCACUUUGUUAUCAUAUCUGCAUUUGAUGAAGCGUGUUCUGCUGGUGGCAUUUCUUAUACUUACUCGAGAAUCUGGGUGUUAGUUUCUUAGACUCUCUUUUUCUUACCUUGUGGAAUUGGUGCUGAUCCUCAACCCACAGAAUAUUUUUCCAAGACUAUCCUUUUGGCUUUAACCAUGAUUACUUUCUUUUAUUCGAUUAGACUAUUAAAAAUUUAUUUCUUGUGUAUAAAAAUAUGUAGUUUAUUUAA